Aspergillus saccharolyticus JOP 1030-1 is the source of this 1647-nucleotide messenger RNA. RefSeq names its product GATA-like domain-containing protein. The record is from RefSeq and is a predicted model, not a curated record. The transcript has 4 exons. Bases 1 to 1647 code for a protein of 548 amino acids. NCBI's taxonomy places the organism in Eukaryota, Fungi, Ascomycota, Eurotiomycetes, Eurotiales, Aspergillaceae.
AUGGAACAUCUUCCCAGAGGCUUACUGGCGACGGCCACUCAGAAGGUUUCCGCUGACCUGACGGCGGCUGACAUGGUUGAGCUCGCAGAUGUUGCACGUUUGUGGAGAGUGUACAGCGCCAACCCGUCAGUGCAUAACGAUGACAAAGGUUACCGGCUGGAGAACCUCUUCUGGAGAAUCUGGGGUAAUCGGCGUCUGUCGAGGUCACUGAGUGGCUCCAUGCUGGCCGAUCUGUUUUCUCGGAUUGCAGACCAGCGGUCGAUUUCUCUAUCCGAGCUGCACAAGGCCCACAAGAGAGCGUCUCAGGUAGACAAACCACGCAAGCCGAGCAGUAGCAGCGGCAAGCCACUGGCACCGAUUCUCAAGAAGCCAAGCAGCAGUCAUUCCUCGCACGGAGAAACACACAAGACCACCCGGAUCCUACUGACUGGCCUGGAUGGUCAGACUACCACUCGCAAACCUUCUAACACGCCCACUCCCAUACCGGCCCCUCCGUUGGUCGUGCCAGAGCCUGCUGCCAGAGCUCCCCAGAGGAAGAUUGUCCUUACGGCCAAAGCUAGAGGCACCAAGCGUCGGCCAGUGAUCAAGCGUCGCAAGUCGUCCCAGCACUCAACUGGUACUACCGGUAGCUCGACUCAGGACCCUGCUCCGCUCAUGACAGACUAUCCUGAAAGUCGGCCAGUUCUGAUGCGGCGUAAAUCAUCUCAGCAGUCCGAGACCAGCAGUUCAGUCGUGGAGACGCCCCCCGACUCAGUGGAUGCUAAAGGGCUUCCACGAUCCAAACCUCGUGGCUCGCACCAGUCGUCUAGCACCAGUGAUAACUCAGCCCGAGUUCACACUCCACAGUCUGAUUCCGUGUCUGGGAGUAAGAACCUUGUCGAAUCUCCCAAGUCCAUGCUGUCGGAGUCUUUGCAGCAACCCGAGUCGGCUACACUAACUGUUGACUGCCAGACUCAGGCCAAACCGGCUGAAAUGAAGGUGUCCGAGACUGUGAAAGAGGUUGCCAUCUCCCCGAAGGGGACGAACGGAGGGUUGUCUGUGGAAUCCCAGUCAGAGACAGCUACUGUUAUUGACCGUCCAGAGGAACCGCGUCUGCCGGAAGAAUUUCUGGAGCAAUUGAAAGAGCUGCUGAAUCCCGUCAACCCUCCCAGACCCCCAUCACCGCCGCCGCACAAGCGUCCAUGGGGCGACUUCCUGGUCCACCCACCCACCCCGAAGCCGAACGUCUUCGUGCCCAGUGCGAUUCGGCGCUAUGACUACCGAUACCUCGAGGCCAAGAACUACCAGCCCACGACUGCCAAGUUGGUCGACAAGGACUUCCGACAGCGGUUCUCAGACAGUGUUCGCACGGAGCACUUCCUGGCGUCGACUUUGGGGGGCAGCAGUUGGGGGGUGUCUACGACCCGCUCGAAUCCGAUGCAGACAGCCGACACACUGAUUGAUUCGGGGAUCCAAGGUCAUGGCAAUACCUUGACUCCGGGUUCUGGGGCGACUGUAGAGACCGUGUCGGACGAUGAGAUCUCGGGAGAGUCGGACGUGGAGGUCAACGAUGGGGAAGAAGAAGAUUUGGCUGGGCAGAGUGGGUUCUCGCUACCUCCGCGUCGUAGUGGGAUUAGUGACUUGCUUGACCAGAGCCGCCGCCGAUAG